Messenger RNA from Geodia barretti, 330 nucleotides. The record is from the annotation of a GenBank genome assembly. Lineage: Eukaryota; Metazoa; Porifera; Demospongiae; Tetractinellida; Geodiidae.
UGAUUGCUGUCUGGACCAAGAACGAACUCCACACACGAACACAGCUAGCUAGGAUGGAGGCAAAGGAGUUGUUUUUCAGCUAUAUACGGCUAUACUGCAGAUUUGGAUAAAAAGCUCAUUUUCCCCUAUGGUGUUGGAGGAGGUAGAUUUUGAUGCCAGCGAGUCUGGUCAUGGUGUAAAAUUUACUGCGAGUGGAGUAAACUGGACUAUGUGUCGAUUGGGUAAAGAUGACUACAGCCGCUCUAUUUCAAACUCAUUUCUGCCAUGAAAGACGUGUGUGUGAUGCUACCUAGUUCAAUUAUUAUGCUAAAAUGUACUGUUUACAGUUUG